Molecule: messenger RNA, 1120 nt
Organism: Botrytis cinerea B05.10
Lineage: Eukaryota; Fungi; Ascomycota; Leotiomycetes; Helotiales; Sclerotiniaceae
Exons: 3
Coding region: 427-783 (118 amino acids)
Source: RefSeq, a predicted model, not a curated record
GAUCCACUUGGAAAUAAAUGUUUAGACGAAGUGCCACGACUUCAUAAUAUGAUUUCUUUUUAUAUAGCUAACGUGUAAUUGCCAUUCAUACUGUAAAUUUUCGACUCUCUAUCAUGUUCAAGAAUCCAAAAUGCACUCCUUCAUCCCCCCAGAAUCUCGCCUAGCACUUUCCCAGUUUAUUGACUUGCCAUCGCCGUGACUUCCCAGAAUUGAAAGAAGGAGACUAGCAAUGGCCGUCAUUGCCAUUGGACCUCUCACUGUGUAUCCUUCUUUCCUGUAGACGUUAAGUACCGACUAUAUAAGAGUAGACAAUUGCCCGUUUUCUUUGUUUUCCUCCAUCUCCUUUUCAUCAACUCGUCUCAAUACUAAUUUCUUCUUAUGCUAUUUCAUUCUCUACUGAGUGAAGGCUGAGCUUUGAUUGCCACAAUGCCAUUGUUGAAGACCACCUCGUCAUCGUUUCCACCGCCUCUCGCUGGUACCAGAGAUGCAUGUAUUUCACCACCCAGCAAAUUUUCGCCUCGCCGUUGCAAUUUAACUGGUCAAAACCAUCAUCGCAGUAGCGUGGAAUACUGUAUGCAGCGCGUUGUGAUAAAGUGUGAAAGAUCAUAUAUUAAGGUAAGGGUAGCCCGAGAAGCUGAGUUGCACAAAUCUCUGAGGCUUCGGCCGUUGAUGAACAUACAUAUCCCUGUUACGAAAUGCUUGGGCUACCCCAUACUUCUUUACAGAACCGAGCGAGCGAUCGAACGUCCAUAUCGAAAUCCUCAACCAAGAGAGAAUGCUUGAACAGCUCUUCGAACAAAAUUCGCCCAACCCGACGAAAACGUACCGGCCAAACGGGCUGGUGACUCUCUGACAAAGCAGGCUACAAUGAGAAAUACACUGUCGCUGGGAACAGGAGGUUGGAGGGAACAUUACCUCUCUCGAAAAGCCAUCGCCAACAAAACUAAGUGUUGUACCUAGCUUGCGACGACAUAUCGACUGUGAUUUGGAGGACAGCUUUGAAGAUAUCUUGCAGCAGAAGGGUGGGCCAUGGGAACUGAGGAAAGGUGUCAUAUCUAUGUAUUGUCCAAAAGUCAGCUUGUAUGGUCAAGAAUUCAAAGAUAUCAAUGUUUGAUUCGCA